AUGGUAGACUGCAACCCGAGCAAGUAUCUAAUGGAAGCAAAGUUGCAGCUUGGAAAGGAUGCGGAAGGAAUCCUUGUGAAUCCCACCAAGUAUAGGCGUGUCAUCGGGUGUCUCAGGUACCUGACCCAUACUCGACCUGAUAUCUCAUACGCAGUUGGCAUGGUGAGUCGUUACAUGAAGCAGUCUACCACUUUACAACAGCAGACGGUGAAGCAUAUUCUUCAUUACGUGAAGGGAACAAUGAGCUACGAGAUUCAGUACAAAAGAGGACAAGGAGCUGAAGAACUCGUCGGUUUUACUAACAGUGAUAUGAAAAGCACCGGAGGGAUGGCGUUUUAUCUCAACGGAAACCUAAUCACUUGGUAA
Phalaenopsis equestris is the source of this 366-nucleotide messenger RNA. RefSeq lists its product as uncharacterized. The record is from RefSeq and is a predicted model, not a curated record. Lineage: Eukaryota; Viridiplantae; Streptophyta; Magnoliopsida; Asparagales; Orchidaceae. The coding region runs from base 1 to 366 and encodes 121 amino acids. The transcript has a single exon.